UACAUUCAUUACAUGAUGUUAUGAUGUGGAGUAACAUUAUAUUGGAGUACCAAUAACCGAAAAUCAUAAACCCAUGACACACGCAAUACGUGAUGCCACACAGAUCAUGUACCACAAAGUUCCAACUUCCACUGCACACAUAUAAGAAAUACAGGAUGGACACAGAUUGAAGAUCAAAUUGAUGAUUACAGUCCUAAGAGCGUCUGGCAGCCUUAUUUUAGUGUUUGUUUUAAAUGUGGUUUUCUCACCCAUAAAAAGAAAUAAAAGUACCUAUAAGUUUAUCUUAUUGAGAAAAAUGACAGUGAAAAAAUGUUUUCCAUUUCCUUUGAAGACAGAAGCCACCCAAAAAGAUGAACAUGCAAAAAAACCAAAUGCUAAACGCAUAUAUUCUAUUUUUUUCUGAAUAUUUUCAAAUUCCCAGGUUUGUUUGGGUUAUGAAAGCUUCUAAACGCAAAUUAUGUAAAUUACCCAGGCUACAUUUCUGUUUUGCAACAAAAAAAAUGAUUAUCGUGUUACCUGUAGUCUUCUAAAGUCAUGCUAAUGAAAACACUAAUCAGAGAUUACAGUCACUUAAAAUUUCAUCCCUGAUCUGUUGUAGCUAUGUAGCAUUGAGCAACUAGAUUUGUAACUUUAUUCUGAUGCAAUGUGUACGAGAGUGAAUUCAUUCAGUUCCUAAUGAAAUGUUGAUCUGGAGCCUCUUGCUCCACCUGGGUGAUAAUUGGGGCCGAUCACAGAAGGGUGUAGGAAAAGGCUGGGGAAUACUUAAGCUCAUUUUGCAGUUACUUUGAGCUCUCAGGAAAUGAGUGAUUCUUGUGUAGCAACAGCCUGAAGAUUUCUACAUAUACAAAGGAGGCGCAGAUUAAAGAUUUUAUAUUAAUUUAUUCAGUGAAGACUUGCAGAAGAGCAAAUGACAGUGAACUCUUUAAAAAAAAAAAAGUUUACUAUAACUUGUACAACACUUCUGACAGUGGUUCAACUCAUGAUGGAAGAGCAAAACGUUACCACAGAAGUCCCAGCAGCCCUAAAGCGCCUGGCCAAAUACAUAGUGAGGGGUUUCUAUGGAGUAGAGUACUCCCUGGCCAUGGAUGUACUGACCCGCUACCCCUGUGUGAAAGAGGAUGACUUGUUACAGCUGCUCAAGUACGAACGCAAACAACUGCGCACUGUUCUCAACACACUCAAGGCAGACAAGUUUGUGAAGCUGCGUAUACGAGUCGAAACAGGGCCUAAUGGGAAGAGCACAAGGCACAACUACUAUUACAUCAAUUAUAAGGUGCUGGUGGAUGUGAUAAAAUACAAACUGGACCACGUACGCCGGAAGAUAGAAGCAGAUGAGCGGGAUUCAACUACCAGGUCCUCGUUUAAAUGUCCAUCUUGUUCUAGCACAUACACAGACCUGGAGGUCAAUCAACUCUUUGAUGUAUUUACAGAGACUUUCCGCUGUACUUACUGCAAUACUGAAGUAGAGGAAGACGCCUCAGCACUGCCUAAGCGAGAUGCUCGAACCUUGCUAGCAAAAUUCAAUGAGCAGAUGGAACCUAUCUUUGUGCUACUGCGUGAGACGGAAGAUAUUGUUCUGCCCUAUGACUUGUUGGAGCCUCAGCCAACAGCAAUCCCAGGAAUAUCAGAAAGCUUUGACCAGAAGGUAUGUUCAAGCGUCCUGGAAUGCAGCAGCAGACCUGAAAAAUGGGCCACCCAAAAUUCCUCUUUUGGCAAUACGUAUAGUCAAAACUUAAUUAUUGGUGUCCAAGAUUCUGAGCGCAAGAAGAAAGAAAAAGCAACUAAAGAGCAGCCUAUCUGGAUGUCACAGAGCACUGUGGAAGGAGCAACAACAGCUAUCAUCAAUAAUGCUGGAACAAAUGCUUCUGAAGAAGCAGAAGAAACUGUUAAAGAAACUGUCACUGAGAAUGAAAUCAUCAAGACUCUUCUCAUCCAUGAAUCCAUGAAGUCAUUGUCUAGCACAGACUAUCCUCCUGCUGUCAAAAUCAAACAACCUGAAUCAGGCAGUGACACUAAUGAGUCUGAAAAUGCCAAACACUCAAGUACAGUAAUAACAAAAGUAGCAGGCAGCAAGUUUGAACAAGAGGAAGAGCAAGAAGCACUAGAUCCUAUUUUAAUGGUAGCUGGGCGGCCUUACUCAUAUGGUGAAAUUAGUGAAAACCCAGAGCUUGUCUCUCUCAUGACAAAUGAAGAGAGAGAAGCUUAUAUAAAAGUAGGACAAGAAAUGUUCCAGUCUGUGUUUGAGUAAAUACUACUGCACUGAAUAUACAAGCCUGUACAGAAUGGGCAAAGUUUUCUUUUGGAUUAAGACAAAGUUAGCUUGAUCAUUUAACUUACGAUCUUAAAUUUACCAUUGAUGGGUUAUGUUUUGUUUGAAUGCUUUCUGUUAGCAAGAUCAUAAACUAAAUGUUAUUUGUAGGAGGUAACUACAGUUCAAAACACUAGCAUUGCAGCAAAAGGAGCCCAAAGUUACUAAGAGUUUUCUAUUGUCUUAAUGCUUGGAUUUUUGUGAAUGCUAUAAUCAGUAAUUUUGGAGCAUAAAUAAUUCCAAAAUGCAACUGAGUAUUGUGAUGCAAUUAAAAUAAAGUUUCAAAAGCAACGUCAUAAUCUACUUUAAAAAAAGUCAUUGUACCUUCCUCCUAGAAUUAGCAAAAGUGAGUCAAAUUCCAAGAGGGCUCGGUUUCACUCUGUAGCAGUGUGUUCUACAUAUUGGCUUGUAGGUCAUUCUCUAUGCAGUAGUAGUAAGUGUUAUACAGCAACUUUCCUCAAUACAAAGAGCUGCUACUAAAUUUUGUUAGCCACGGAAGAAGAUCAGCUCUGUUAACUUUCAUCUUAAAAAUAACAAAAUGGGGGGAAAAAACCUAAAAAUGCUUUUCACUUAUUGCUCCAUACAACUAUUGCUAAGGGUAUGAAUAGCACAAUGAAAUUCAAAAUCUU
Messenger RNA from Numida meleagris (helmeted guineafowl), 2937 nucleotides. RefSeq names its product general transcription factor IIE subunit 1-like. Gene Ontology annotation, biological process: transcription open complex formation at RNA polymerase II promoter; transcription initiation at RNA polymerase II promoter. Lineage: Eukaryota; Metazoa; Chordata; Aves; Galliformes; Numididae. The transcript has 5 exons. The coding region runs from base 908 to 2248 and encodes 446 amino acids. Gene Ontology annotation, cellular component: transcription factor TFIIE complex. The record is from RefSeq and is a predicted model, not a curated record.